GUGGAUUUACUUGAUUUCCAAGUGGGAUGAGGUGUGCCCGGAUUUGCCUAUUUGCCACACCAUCAUGUCUUGCGCCUCGGUGGAGAAGCAGAAGCAGGUCUUGUGUGAUUGGCUUCACUCCAAGGCGCCGGGCACUUUGUUGAAGCGUGUGAAUGCACUGUUGCUGUUCCACAGGUCCAUGGGCUGGCAGGUUGAUAUUCCGUACAAAGAAGAUGUCAUGUAUAACUACAUGUCUGACUCACGCGAUGUGCGGGUGUUGCAAAAGGCCAGCGCAAGCAAAGACGCAAAGCCCCUCCGCUCAAAGUGCCAGAGCUUCGAAAGUUACAUCGCCUAUUGGGUGACGAGCAUAGUCAACUUUGGGACCGCAUGUUUGCAAGGGGCCUGCUUGGCAUGUGCUUACAUGAGGGCCAGGUGGGGCGACUUUCAGCAGACAGUCAGGUUCGUCGUUGAUCGUGAUGGCGGCGGGAAUCCUGUAUAUCUUGAAUUCCAGUCAGAUGUUUUCAAGACCAUGAAUGCUAAGUUUUGGAAUGAUGAGCCUGCCAUUUGGGUAGCGCCUGCGCUCGGUGUGUCCGAUCGCCCUUGGUUGGACUUGUGGCUUGAGGUCAGGCGAGAGCUAGGCAUUGUUAGCAUUGAACCUCCACUGCCAACGCCUUCUGUCGAUGGAACUCCAGGUGAGGCGGGUGUGUCUACUGCAGAAAUCGGUGCAUGGUUGCGCCUUGCUUUGCCUAGGGAGACCGAGCCUUUGUCCGCCCAUUCUCUUAAGAGGACUUUGUUGUCUUAUGCAAAUAAGAGGGGCCUUGGUAAUACGGAUAAGCUAAUACUCGGACACCAUUGCCACCAGGGAAAGAUGGCUGAUGUCUAUGGUGAUGACUACGCAGCACGCCCCCUUCGGUUGCUGGAAGCUCUGCUGUCUGACAUCCGUGAUGGAUCCUUUGAUCCAGAUGCCUCGCGGGCCGGUCGGUUCACGGGUCCUGCAGAAACUGGGUAUGAACCUCCUUUUGAGGCUGCGGUAGCCGCCGAGGAUGACGGAGCGGGGGUUGAGUCUGUUGAUGGAGAGGGGUCCGCGUUGUGUUCUUUCGAACGGGUGUCAGACAACGUUGACGAUGCACCUUUAGACGGCUUGUUGAGCAACCUGAUGCAGCGGAGCCUUGUGAUCAGGGUCAUGCUCUGUGGUCGGACGGUGCAGGAAGUGCACCAUGCGGCUACAGAAGCGAGCUUCUUGCAACGAUGCAGUGAAGUAGGCGCUGCCGACAUUCAUGCCAGCUUGAAGGGUGAGGGCGUGGAGACAUUCGCGCAGUUAGCUUAUGCAUGUGGCACCCCAAAGGAGCCACCGAGCCAAACAGCCUUCGACGCCUUUGCGGCAAAGCAUGGAACACCUCGCAAGUUGCCUGUUGCUGAGAAGGCUGCACGUGCAUCAGCACAGCGACAACGGCUCAGUGGCCUCGUCAUUGAGCGCGACAUGGUGCCUAGCUACGCCUUAGUGGACUUAUGCUCCCAUAUGAGCGACACUAAUACCGUUACAUGGAUCAGCCCGGGGAAGUGCACCUCCCGUGAAUCAGAGAUUCAGGUCUCGUCCAAGGAAACGGCUAAGGUGUUCAAGCUCGAGGACCACCAGUUGAAACUUGGCUCGGAAACUGUCGAGUUGACGGCCGACUUCAGUUCGGCAAUCAUGCUGCAGUGGUGCCUGCAGCGCCGCGGGCUCGCGUUAGAUCAAGUUGGUUUGGUCACAUGGGAACAGCACGAACAUUGGGUCCAGCAUCUGCUUCACAGCCUCACUAGAGAUUGCCCUCCAGGUUGGAGCCGGCCUGGCAUCUCACAGCUGGUGCAAGCAGAUAGGGAGGCCUUCAUGGUAAUGUCCGCUGAGUUACAGACCCUUAAAACGACCUCUGCCGGGGUCCGGCCUAUGGGGGAGAAACUUGAGUCUCUCCGCUAUGAUCCUCGAAUCACUUGUUUGUUGAUGCCUGUGCCCUUCAAGCAUCCCGGAGGAACUGUUGCUCCUCCUCCUGCGGCAGCUGAUGAUACGCCUGUGCUCUCGCGUGCAGCUAAACGGCGGCAACGCCAGGCCAAAGCAAAGGCCGCAGCCAAAGUCAAGAUCGUUCACCCAGGGGGCGGCGGUGGCACUGCUCGACGAACGGUCCCGGCCGAAUUGAAAGACCUUCACCAAAAAAUGGCUGACGGCUCCUUGAUCUGCUGGGAUUUCAAUUUGGAGUGUGGCUGCCAGGAGAAGACCGACGGGCAACCGCCCAAAUGCGUGCGUGGCGUACACGCGUGCGCCUACUGCAGGCGGACUGGGCACUCAUACCAGGUUUGUCGUGCUAGGUCCUGGAAAGGAGGCGGAAAAGGAGCCAACAACAAGGCUUGA
Molecule: messenger RNA, 2362 nt
Organism: Symbiodinium pilosum
Lineage: Eukaryota; Dinophyceae; Suessiales; Symbiodiniaceae
Source: the annotation of a GenBank genome assembly